AUGGCUUCUCAACCUCACCACCUCAAUCUCAUCAUCAUCUUGUUCACCUUGAUUUUGGUAUUUAAAUUUGCAUAUUCUCGCCCACUUAAAUCAAACCUCGCAGAAGAAAAUGAAUCGGAAAAGAUGGUGAAUAAUAACUUCAAUUUGAAUAACAACAACAACAACAAGAAGCAGGAGGCGAAGAAGACGAACCUUAAAGAUAUGAAAGCCUUGCCGUCGUUUCCUCUUCCUGACAACAUCCCAUUUUUACCUCCGUUGCCAAACUUGCCUUUGCCGCCUCCAUUGCCAAACUUUCCAUUUCCACCGCCACUGCCUCAGUUUCCAUUUCCUCCCAACCCAUUUAACAUGCCAUUGCCACCGUUUCCUUUUACUUUUCCAUUGCCUCCCUUUCCCUUCAAUUCACCUUCUGCUCCAUAA
This is a messenger RNA of Pistacia vera, 417 nucleotides long. Its product is annotated as circumsporozoite protein-like. The transcript has a single exon. Bases 1 to 417 code for a protein of 138 amino acids. The record is from RefSeq and is a predicted model, not a curated record. NCBI's taxonomy places the organism in Eukaryota, Viridiplantae, Streptophyta, Magnoliopsida, Sapindales, Anacardiaceae.